Hyaloscypha bicolor E is the source of this 1425-nucleotide messenger RNA. RefSeq names its product MFS general substrate transporter. The annotation marks the transcript as partial. Gene Ontology annotation, biological process: transmembrane transport. Gene Ontology annotation, cellular component: membrane. The transcript has 3 exons. Lineage: Eukaryota; Fungi; Ascomycota; Leotiomycetes; Helotiales; Hyaloscyphaceae. The record is from RefSeq and is a predicted model, not a curated record. Gene Ontology annotation, molecular function: transmembrane transporter activity.
AGCGAGAGGAUCCUCCGCAGGACCGACUCGGUCAUUCUCGUCAUUCUCGUCUGGGUGUACUUUCUGCAGAUUCUCGACAAGUCUGUCCUCGGAUAUGGCUCGAUCUUCGGUCUGCAGAAGGACACUGGUCUCAAAGGCAACCAAUACUCCCUCGUCGGCUCCAUCGCUCCAAUUGCGCAGCUCGCGUGGCAGCCCUUCUCCUCCAUUCUCAUCGUCAAAGUCCCCCACCGAGUAUUGAUGCCGGCGAUGGUUCUGGGAUGGGGCAUUGCACAGACCUCCAUGGCCGCAUGCCACAGUUACCACGGUCUGCUCGCGACCCGCUUCUUUCUCGGCCUGUUCGAGGGAGGUUGUCUGCCGCUCUUCAGUAUCAUUACGAACCAAUGGUAUCGUCGAGCUGAGCAACCGAUUCGAGUGGCGGCAUGGUAUGGCACAAAUGGGCUGGCUACGAUCUUUGCUUCAGCCGUGUCUUAUGGGCUGGGACAUAUCAAGUCCGAGGCACUUCACUCUUGGCAAAUCAUCUUCCUUUUCGUCGGCCUCGUCACCAUCAUCACGGCUCCCUUCGUCUACUGGAAACUCGACAACGGCGUGACAUCCGCCCGAUUCCUCACCGAGACAGAGCGCUCCCAAGCCGUCGAACGUCUGCGAGCCAACCAAACUGGUAUCGGAUCCAGCAAAUUCGAGUGGGACCAAGCUAUUGAAGUUUUCCUCGAGCCGAAAACAUAUCUCUGGGUUGUGAUGUCUCUUCUCCUGAACGUGGGAGCCUCUGUCACGAAUACGUUCGGUCCUCUGAUCUUGAACACCCUCAUCAAGGACAAGUACAAGGCAUCUCUGCUCAACAUGCCAUUCGGAGCCGUACAAUUCAUCAUCAUCAUCAUCGCCUCCUAUGCUGCACAGAAAGCUAAGCUCAAGUCUGCGGUUUUGGUCGUCCUCGUCAUUCCGGUUGUUGCAGGUCUAGCGAUGCUAUAUGCCUUGCCCAGAAGCCAAGUUGCUGCCUGUCUUGGAGGCUACUACCUCCUUGCCUUCUUGUUCGGCAGUAAUCCACUCAUCGUGUCCUGGAUUGUUGGGAACACAGCUGGUACAACGAAGAAAUCGAUCAUCAUGUCGCUUUACAACGCCGGUUCCUCGGCAGGCAACAUCAUCGGCCCUCUUCUGUUCAACGCCGCAGAUGCACCAAAUUACCACCCAGGUCUUCGCUCUGUGUUGGGGAUCUUCAUCGCGCUUGCUGCCGUGAUCUUGAUCCAGCUUGCCAACCUGAUGUUCCUGAACAAGCUGCAAUCCAAGAAGAGAGUUGCCAAUGGAAAGGCCGCUGUGAUUCAUGAUGUUUCCAUGGAGGAUCAUUACGUUGAUAUCGACACCGAGGGAGUUGGUGAACAUGCAUUUGAUCUGACUGAUCGGAAGAACGACGAAUUUGUGUAUAUUUAUUGA